AUGAAGUUUUAUGAUAAUUUGGCAUCUUUGAUGGCUAAACACAAAUUCGAAGCCCACGAUAUUUGGAAUCUCGAUGAAACUAAUGACCCGACUGUUAACCAGCCUCAAAAAGUAAUCGCCCCCAAAGGAACUAAACAAGUGCAGCAGACAGUUUCAGCCGAGCGAGGCAUUAACGUUACGAUGCUUGGUUUCAUAAACGCAGGUGGUGGUAGCGCCCCUCCAGUAUUUAUUUUUCCGAGGAAAAAAGUUGCCCCGGUGAUGUUUGAAAAAGGUCCAUUAGGAUGCAUCGGAUUACCACAUGAAUCCGGCUGGAUGACUGCGACAAACUUCUUCAAGUCACUGCAACAUUUCCACUCGUUUGUCAAGUGCUCGAAGGAAAAACCCGUCCUAUUAAUAAUGGACAACCAUAUUAGCCACCUUGAUUUUCAAGCAGUAACAUUUGCCAAAGACAACGGCAUAAUCCUUUUAACAAUACCACCUCAUUGUUCACAUGCGCUGCAACCGCUGGACGUAACUGUGUACGGCCCGUUAAAAAAACGCCUAGGUGCAAGUCAAAAUGACUGGAUGUUCGUAAAUCCUGGCGUAAGGAUUUCCAUUAAAGAAAUCGCAGUGUUUGCUUCUCACACACCGGAAUGA
This is a messenger RNA of Daphnia pulicaria, 636 nucleotides long. Its product is annotated as MFS-type transporter clz9-like. The transcript has 2 exons. Bases 1 to 636 code for a protein of 211 amino acids. Gene Ontology annotation, cellular component: nucleus. The record is from RefSeq and is a predicted model, not a curated record. Lineage: Eukaryota; Metazoa; Arthropoda; Branchiopoda; Diplostraca; Daphniidae. Gene Ontology annotation, molecular function: DNA binding.